This is a messenger RNA of Octopus bimaculoides (California two-spot octopus), 1177 nucleotides long. RefSeq lists its product as uncharacterized. The record is from RefSeq and is a predicted model, not a curated record. NCBI's taxonomy places the organism in Eukaryota, Metazoa, Mollusca, Cephalopoda, Octopoda, Octopodidae. Gene Ontology annotation, molecular function: DNA-binding transcription factor activity, RNA polymerase II-specific; RNA polymerase II cis-regulatory region sequence-specific DNA binding. Gene Ontology annotation, cellular component: nucleus. Gene Ontology annotation, biological process: regulation of transcription by RNA polymerase II.
UAAAAGCAAAGCCAAGGAAAAUAUCUGAGUAUUGUGAUAAAUGAUGCAAGAUGAACUCAAGGAUAGAUGUGAAACAAAGUCGAAAAAUAUUGAUUUUCCUAAUGACAUAGAGAAAGAAAAAACAUUAAAUCACUCUGAUAUCUCUGGUAAAUCAAUCUCGCAAACUAGUCACUUUAGGAAACAGAAAUACAUUCAUACACGAGAGAAACCACAUCAGUGUGAUAUUUGUGGUAAAUCAUUUUCUCAAAGUAGUCACUUGACUACACACAAGCGCAAUCAUACUGGUGAGAAACCAUAUGUCUGUAAUAUCUGUGGUAAAUCUUUCUCUCAAAGUAGUGAAUUAAUUUCUCACAAACGUAUUCACACAGGAGAGAAACCAUAUCACUGUGAUAUCUGUGAUAAGCCAUUCUCUCAAAGUGGGGAAUUAAUUAAGCACAAACGUGUUCAUACAGGAGAGAAACCAUAUCAUUGUGGUAUCUGUGGUAAAUCAUUCUCUCAAAAUGGUAACUUAAUUACUCACAAACGUAUUCAUACAGGAGAAAGGCCAUAUCAGUGUGAUAUCUGUGGUAAAUCGUUUUCUGAACAUAGUGCUACAAUCAAACACAAGCGUAUUCACACAGGGGAGAAGCCAUAUCACUGUGAUAUCUGUGGUAAAUCAUUUUCUGGAAGUUCAAACUUAACUAUUCAUAAACGGAGUCAUACAGGAGAGAAACCAUAUCACUGUGUUAUCUGUGGUAAAUCAUUCUAUACAAAUAGUGCCCUAACUACACACAAGUAUAUUCAUACAGGAGAGAAGCCACAUCCCUGCGAUAUCUGUGGUAAAUCAUUCUCUGGAAAAAGUGCCCUAACUACUCACAAACGUGUUCAUACAGGAGAGAAGCCAUAUCAUUGUGAUAACUGUGGUAGAUCAUUCUCUCAAAGAUCUCAUUUAGCUGUACAUGUAUGUAUCCCUGGCUGAAGUUGUAUGGCCUAAGUAAGUGGCUGACACAAUUUAUGAAUUCUCAUCAUCAUUGUUUUAAUGUCCAUUCUACAUGAUGGUAUGGGUUUGAUAUGUCUGUUACACAAGAUAUCAGAACAUCUCAAUUGUGAGGCCCAGGAUCUUGAGUUCUGACCUCGUUAUUCUUUGUAAAUAUUCUUAAUUACCUGAAAUUGAAAUAAAUCUGGUUUUGCUCUUCAA